AUGGAUGAGGAAGUGUCUAUAGUUAAGGAAGUUCAAGGAACUCUUAGUGCAGUAAUUCUUCAAAUGAUGAAUAAUGAGACUCGAAAAGUAUGCUUUAGUCGUUGCUUUGAUGGGAAAUUUGGGGAUUCGCUAACAAGAAAUGAUCAAAUUUGCCUUGCAAAGUGUAUGGAUAGGAUGUAUGAAGCUCAUACAAUUGUAGGAAAAGCUGUAGCUGAAGUGGCCCAAUCAUUAAAUAAUGAGCUAUCUUAA
Cryptosporidium muris RN66 is the source of this 249-nucleotide messenger RNA. RefSeq names its product Tim10/DDP zinc finger domain-containing protein. The transcript has 2 exons. The record is from RefSeq and is a predicted model, not a curated record. The coding region runs from base 1 to 249 and encodes 82 amino acids. Lineage: Eukaryota; Apicomplexa; Conoidasida; Eucoccidiorida; Cryptosporidiidae.